AUGUCAGCAAAACAUUUCGCUUCCAAAGAAAAAUUAUUCAAAAUCUUAAAAGAAUUUCAAGCACGGUUCAAUUCUCCGUUCCGACUCGCUGAAGCGACUAGAUGGUGUGAAAGCUACUUCCUACGUGAGGGUGGUAACGUCGAAACUGUUGGCGUGUUUUUAGAAUUUAUCCUGAGUUUGGGAUUCGUUUAUCAAGUUGACCAAAACAUGUUCUUUUCCAGAUACUAUUUUAACGUGAAAAGGAUUGAGGAGUUUUUUAGCACCUUUUGCAGAUUGACAGAUGGAAGUUCCACAAAAGGCAAAAGUCAGCUAAAAAGUGCUGAUGAGUCCGGUAUCCGAUCUCUCGAUAAUUCUCAAGAAGAUGUAUUUGAAAAUAAUAUCUGUUGUAACUCUGUCUUAACCAAUACAAAAUCUCAUUUAUGGUUCGAAGAGAUAAUUAGACGUUUGUCCUGCGUAAUGGAAACAAAUAGAAAUGAGCUGAUGUCAAUAAUGGGAUCGUCGGACACUGAUUCAUCUACCUCCUCACUGCCUAAUGAUUUUUCAAUAGAUAUGGGUACUGCCGCUUACACAAACAGUAUAGCGUUAGAAAAUUGGCAUAAUUGCUUAAAGAAUUCAACUGGGAAAUUAGUCAGUCAUGUGGCUAUUACUUGUCUAGAUGCAUUGUCCAAAUGGCCAAAUAAUAUCGGUCAUCAAUCGAAAGUUUGUGAAAGAAAACGUCUACCAAGUUCACUUCUAUCCAUUACAAUUUCCCAUUUGGAAAACUUUCAACAUUGCUGCAUCCCAAAGACAGCAGAAUUACUUCUGGAUCAUAUUUUUUGCAGCUUUCCAGAUGCGAAACUUUUAGCGACAAUGAAUAGUCUUCUUAAAGGUUGGAUUAAUUCCGUUUCAAGUAACGCCAAUGACUUAAAGCCGUUUGAAAAAACAUAUUCUCCUAAUGUGAUAAAUUCACAUGGUGGUGAUAAAAAUAAUCUCCAAAAUAUUUCACUCCCACCUUUAACUACACCUUUAAGGGAUACAAACAAUUUGCAUAAAAAAGUUUAUGGACAUUCAUUAUCUAAAGCUUUUACACCUGACGACAACUCAUUCACUGAAUACCAUCCUAUUUCUCCGAUUGUAAACUGUCUAAGAUUUGAUGUAAGGGCAUCUGAUCCUGGUCACAACUGUGAAAAUUUAAGUAGUAUGUUAAUUCAAACGGGGAAAUCAAGAAGUCACAGUGUCUCUGAACCAGUUCAUCAUGAGUUGCAUCACCUCAACGGAUAUAACACAACCAAUCAUCAGAGAGAUUCUGGUAAAUCUAACAAUGAUCGUAAUUUGCCUACUACCUCAUAUACUCAACACUCGGAUCGUGGUGCAUAUUGUUCAUCUAAUCGUAUACCCAGUGAUCCAAUAUCGUCUAUCCAACACCAUUGGCCGAUCAUAGAAAGUUAUGAUUUAGCUCUUGCUUGUCAACUAGUUUUACUUUUUUUACCACCUGUAAUGUUUUCCCGGUUAAAAAUAAUGGUUGAUUUAUUGCGUCGAGUUCUAUCAAAUCAUGAACGCUUAGCUUCGUGGUUGGUAAACUAUGGUUCACGUGAAAAUAUUGAAAAUAAGUCUGAAAACAUUUUACCAUCCGAUACUCUAUCAUCGUUGGAAAUUACAUUGCAUGUGAUUGUAAAACACUUCGGCCCACUACUUUUACGUGUAUCAAGUGAUUCCGCUGUCAACAAAACAACUUCACGGAUUCGUUGGAGAGAAUGUCUUCUUUGUUUGUUACUUUGUGACCCGGAAAACUUCCUCUUAACAUCACCCAAUAGUUUACAGUCUUGUUUACGAUCUGUAAAUAAUGAUAAUAAUACGACAAGAGAUAAUAUUAAACCAGAACAAGAAAAUAUUCUACACAUUGAAGAGCUUAUUGGAUUAGAUGGUAUCAAGUCACAGGGUUCAAGAAAGUCCGGAUUUGCUCGCUCAUCAUCGUCAUCAUCUUUACCAGCAUUUAUUCCACCAAUCAGAUCAGCAUCCAGUAUUAGUUUAGAUGGUAGAUUGUCAAAAUUAAUUGGAUCACGAGAUAAUCUAAUCAAAUUUGCAUCAACUCCUACAAAAAAUGGUAGAAGUAGCAGUUUACAAAACUCUCCACGUUCUACCGAUACUUUUAGUUGUCGUCGUAUAUUUGAUGAAAGUAAUUUAGGUAUUGGAAAUCUAAGUUUAAAAUCACAUUCUACACUUUUUAUCAGUGAAGAGUCUUCCGGUCGGUUUGGCCGUUCCGGGAAUUGGAGUGUAGAAAAUUCUCUGAUUGGUUUAAAUUCAAGUAUAUUUUUUCAGUCUGAUCUAGAUCCCAAACGAUUAGCUGCAUUAGGUAAUACAGCUCAUUUGAUCAAGCUUUUAAAUCAGAUUCUCAAUGACCGUGACAUGAAUCCACGUAGAAAAAUGAAAUGUCUUCAAGAUUUUCGCAAAUCUCAUCCAGAUGUGUAUUGGUUACGCUUUGGUACUGAAGAAAAAGCAUCCAACUAUUUAUCCCGUUUACAACGUCGUAUCGAUUCACAAACUCAACCUAGUGUUUUUGAGCGGAUUACAAAUGCACUACGUCGUCGACUUCAGAGUCCCGUCAAGCAACAGGAUUAG
Messenger RNA from Schistosoma intercalatum, 2598 nucleotides. The record is from the annotation of a GenBank genome assembly. Lineage: Eukaryota; Metazoa; Platyhelminthes; Trematoda; Strigeidida; Schistosomatidae.